This is a messenger RNA of Hibiscus syriacus, 649 nucleotides long. Its product is annotated as 40S ribosomal protein S27-2-like. The record is from RefSeq and is a predicted model, not a curated record. Lineage: Eukaryota; Viridiplantae; Streptophyta; Magnoliopsida; Malvales; Malvaceae. The transcript is spliced from 4 exons. The coding region runs from base 156 to 416 and encodes 86 amino acids. Gene Ontology annotation, cellular component: ribosome; cytosolic small ribosomal subunit. Gene Ontology annotation, biological process: ribosomal small subunit assembly; translation. Gene Ontology annotation, molecular function: RNA binding; structural constituent of ribosome.
UCAAAACCUUGGGUUUUCUGUGUUAACCGAGUUAGGUCAACCAAUCUACAUAUAAAACCUCACAUUGCCGUUUGCUUCCUCCUCCUCCUCUGCCGCCUGCUAAGCUUUCGAGGGAUUUUGAGGUUGCUCUUGAAACAUCUAGUGGCCAAGCCAAAAUGGUUCUCCAAAACGAUGUCGAUUUGUUGAAUCCUCCAGCGGAGCUUGAGAAGAAGAAACACAAGCUCAAGCGUCUCGUUCAGUCCCCUAAUUCGUUCUUCAUGGAUGUCAAAUGUCAAGGCUGCUUCAAUAUAACAACUGUGUUUAGCCACUCUCAAACAGUGGUGGUGUGUGGUAACUGUCAGACUGUUCUCUGCCAGCCAACCGGAGGUCGAGCUAGACUCACCGAGGGAUGCUCUUUCAGGAAGAAGGGAGACUGAUCUGCUACACCAUUGACACCGAGUAUUGGUUGUUCUGAAAAUGGAUUCUCUUUUCUGUUUUUGAAGAUAUUUGUCUGAACAUGGUUCAACUUGUUUUUUCUUGCUUCCAAGAUAUGUUAGAUUUUGUAGUAAGUUUUAAGGAUUUGAUUCUAAGCUUGUUACUUUAUGGUUUUGAUCAAGUAUGGAUGUUGUUGAAAUUAAUGUUUUGAGUUGCUUUUUGAUUGUUUUCCGGA